GGCUGAUUAUGCAGCCAAGAAGUCUUUUAAUUAGCAGAGAUAGUAAAAAUAGUCUGGAAGUAAUUAUAAUUUAAUUGAAGGAAAAGGUAAUACCUGUGUUCUUCUGUUCAAGUGAAAGUAACUAUGACCCUGAGGUAGAUACAAAUUGAAAUGAAAUGAAAUAAAAGCUGAACCUGUUAAUUUGCCGCCCCUGACUAUAUCCAAUUUAGGUUUGAUUCGGUUAUAAAACAUUCAGAAGAUUUUCAAUUCGGAUUUUAAUCAGAGUUGGCAGGACAAGAAUAUUGCCUGGAAACAAGAAUGUUGCUUUCUGUUGGAUAUUUCUUGACCUGCGCCCUGUUACUAGCCACUGUCCACUGCUACCAUGAAUUCAUCAGCCAUAUCCCAAGUGGAGAUAGUGUGACCCACCCAUGUGAGCCAAGUCAACCGUGGCACGGAGUAGGUCACUACAACCCCCAGGGAGGAGGACAUCUUAAUCCAUUCGGCCACGACUUUCAAGCCGCAGGGCGACAGUGGACACAAGAGCUUUGCUGGCAUGACUCUGACGGAGAUGGUCUAACAAACGGAUUCGAACUUGGCGAUCCUUACUGUCAAUGGCACCAAGGCUUACAGCCAACAUGGACAGGCAACGUCACACAUCCAGGUAUUCACAAUGUUGAAGGAUGUUUUCCAAGAGCACGCCAAGCUGUUCAUUAGACAGAACUCGUUGACACAACAAAAACAACAACAACCCAAUAUUAAAUCAAUAAACAUUUGAUCUGGAAA
Molecule: messenger RNA, 762 nt
Organism: Biomphalaria glabrata
Lineage: Eukaryota; Metazoa; Mollusca; Gastropoda; Planorbidae
Product: temptin-like
Exons: 4
Coding region: 298-693 (131 amino acids)
Source: RefSeq, a predicted model, not a curated record